CUGUCUUUACGCAUGCGCAACGCGCCAUUGAAGGGAAUGGUUAGAGAGGAGUGAGCGGAUCGGCCGUGAGUUUCCACGAAAUCUGAGAUUUGACUCUGAUUUAAUCCGCGCUUCACUUUAUAGGGUAUAAAGCUGAGGUUUACGGACGUCGGAGCUUUUCCCAGUCUUUCUUUAAAACACCUGCUGGAAUUCAUAAGGAUAACCUAGGCGGUGUGCAGGACCCGCACAGACCCAUCGCUGGCCCCUGUCAGCACGGCAACUUGGGGACAGAGGCAGGGUUCGUCUGUUAGCCGCUACACCAGCUAACUCCAGAACUUGUCACCAGUCUCAUUAACAAGCACUGCUGAAUUGUGACAGUCUCUCUGCCCUGACAUCUUGACAAUGAGGUGAAACCGUGUCAAAAAACACAAAAAACAAACCGCAGUGGGAAAAACAUUAGCCGAGAUGUCCAUCACCAACACUCCUACCAGCAAUGAUGCCUGCCUCAGCAUUGUACACAGCCUCAUGUGUCACAGGCAGGGCGGCGAGAGCGAGACAUUUGCCAAGCGCGCCAUCGAGAGCUUGGUGAAGAAGUUGAAGGAGAAAAAAGACGAACUUGACUCUCUCAUUACAGCUAUCACCACCAAUGGGGCUCACCCGAGCAAGUGUGUGACCAUUCAGAGAACACUUGAUGGACGGCUGCAGGUGGCUGGACGUAAAGGCUUCCCUCAUGUAAUCUAUGCCCGGCUGUGGCGCUGGCCUGACCUGCAUAAGAAUGAACUGAAGCACGUCAAAUACUGCCAGUUUGCCUUUGACCUCAAGUGUGACUGUGUGUGCGUGAACCCCUAUCACUAUGAGAGGGUGGUGUCUCCUGGCAUAGACUUAUCAGGACUGACCAUAAACAGCUCCGCCGGGCACACCUCAUCCAUGAUUGUUAAGGAUGAGUUUGAUUUUGACGGACAGCAGAGUGUGUCCUCCAUUGACGGCGGCCACUCCCUCCAGACCAUCCAGCAUCCCCCAACCAGUAGUCGGCCACCACCGUCGGAAUCAUUUCCAACUCCAACUCUGCUCCCGCCCCCUGAGCCCUCCACCUCUGCCUCAACGUCAUCCUUUCCUGCUGUUGCUGCUGGAUCAGGCAAUGCCACCUCCACCUGGCCCAGGAACGGCUUCACUCCCACCAUACCCCACCACAGCAACGGGCAUCUACAGCAUCACCCUCCUAUACCACAUCCAGCACAUUACUGGCCAGUGCACAAUGAGCUCGCCUUUCAGCCUCCUAUAUCCAAUCAUCCAGCUCCUGACUACUGGUGUUCCAUUGCCUACUUUGAGAUGGAUGUUCAGGUUGGGGAGACAUUUAAAGUGCCCUCCUCAUGCCCCAUAGUGACUGUAGACGGCUAUGUGGACCCCUCAGGAGGUGACAGGUUCUGUUUGGGCCAGCUCAGUAAUGUACAUCGCACUGAGGCUAUCGAGAGAGCAAGACUUCACAUUGGUAAAGGGGUCCAGCUGGAGUGUAAAGGCGAGGGAGAUGUGUGGGUGCGAUGCCUCAGUGACCAUGCUGUGUUUGUUCAGAGUUACUACCUGGACAGAGAGGCGGGCCGAGCCCCCGGUGACGCAGUUCACAAAAUCUACCCCAGCGCUUACAUCAAGGUGUUCGACCUGCGUCAGUGCCACAGACAGAUGCAACAGCAGGCUGCUACGGCUCAAGCAGCAGCAGCAGCUCAAGCAGCAGCUGUGGCUGGAAACAUACCUGGACCUGGAUCAGUAGGAGGGAUAGCUCCAGCUAUUAGUUUGUCAGCAGCAGCUGGAAUCGGUGUGGACGACCUGCGGAGGUUAUGUAUUCUCAGGAUGAGCUUUGUUAAAGGCUGGGGGCCUGACUACCCACGCCAGAGCAUCAAGGAGACCCCCUGCUGGAUUGAGAUCCACCUGCACAGAGCUCUGCAGUUACUGGACGAGGUUCUGCAUACUAUGCCUAUAGCAGACCCACAGCCUCUCGACUGAGAUCUUUUUAACGGCAGCAUGUUACUGCAGUAUACCUUGGCAGUGGAAAGUCUUCCUCUGUGAAUUGUUUUGGGUAGAGAAGAUGAAACUGAAGCUGUCCCACAUGAAUAAAUACUUCCAGUUGUGCAUUGUGGCCCCAACUUUAGCUCGUGACACUAAAAUCAGCGGAAGCCGUUUAUUAAAAAUGUUUAUCUACAUUUUUGAUAGAUGGCUUUAAUUUGGAAUGACUGGAAUGGCUUAAAAGUCACACAGCAUCAAAGUAUAAAUCACCAAACAUGCACAAGGGUGACCUGCAGACCCCAUUAAACUGGAAUGUACACCAACACAACCACCCCACUACUGACUGAUAUUAAACUCACACACAGGCAAAAACGUGUGUACUACUGGUUUGUGUUGUGUCAAGUUUCAUUCAAACUGUUACAGACUGCUUUACACCCGGAGAAAGGCACAGGUUCAUUCAGCUGUCAGGCUGAAUAGCAAAGCAGCAGCACCCCGUCACUCAGAGGAGGAAAACCCCUCGACACCAGCUCAUUUCUCACCCAUCCACAAAUGUUGCAGGAGAAAACAACAUGCCCCCGUGCCUGAAGACUGAAACAUCUCUGUGGACUUGGGUUUUUUGUUUGUUUGUUUUUUGGUGUGCUGUUGUCAAAGUACAGGUUUGGACUUCAAGUGAUAGGUGCAAGUCUGUGCCCAUGGAUGUCCCGAUAUCCUAGUUUUCCCAGUUAUUAUACAGUGUGCUGUGCAACCAGCAGAACACCUGGCUUACGUUUUGAACAAUAGUUUUUCAGGGGUGUUGUGUAAAGUUCAGGUAUCCAGUGGGUAAUAGAUUACACCAAUCAGUAACAGCAGUGAAACCACCUCACUGAUAUUGUGUAAGUCCUCCUGCUGCUGGUAAAACAUCUCUGACCCAUCGUGUGAAUGGGCGUGGAGUCCUUAGGUGUCCCGCAUUGUCUUGCGCAGGGCUUUUGACGUCAGUUAAAUCUGUGAAUCGUGCGUUUUCGGCAAAAUCACACAAAUACUUUCGGAUCGGGACAUGAGGAGCUUGGAGAUCUUGUGGCGGGGUGGUUUAUCAUACUAGAAGAGCCUUCUGUCAUGCUAGAUGUUACAUUUAGAUGGGCGUCAAAGUAACAUUCAUACAAAAGCUCAGAGUCAAGAUUUCCCAGCAGACGAUUGGUUUCUCAAGAAUAACUGAAAAAUAAGUAAUAAAGUUUGUUAGCUUAGCACUUCAAAACCAGCGUUACAAAGUGCUUUACACCAGACACACACUGCACAUUACAAAAUCCACAUAAGCAUACACGAAUGAUUCAUUUCUGGCAAGAGGCUUUUGUAGGUGAUCAUUCAGUCUUUUUUACCAUGGUCGCCUCCCAUCUGUUUCUGACACACCUUCUAUAAUACCGCCAUGAUACUCUGGCUCUGUACCUCCUCACUUUUUUGCUGAGAACACAAAGAGAAAAGCUGAGAUUCUUUUGGUACAAUAAGAUGAGCAAAGCAGAGGCAGACAGCUAAUCUUUAUCUAUGAUGUGCCUGCAGAAUAAUGAGCAGGCUUUGUUUUGGCAAACCAAAGCAGUUAAUACUGAGAAACGGUAUAAAUGUAUGAUCAUGACAGCAUGAUGUCCAGUCAUUGGCAGCUGUUUCUCAACAUCUGUUAACUGAAGUUUCUUUAAUUGGAUUUUGAAGGCCUAGACCUAAUUGCACUUAGAUACCUUAUGACUUGCAGCCCACUCAUUUACUACUUGAUCCAGGUCACCUGUGUAUAGCUUACCCACAAAGAGAAGGCGAGUUUAAGGCGGUUCACAGCAAUAUUGAUAUAUUUUCUUGGUUUUAUUUUUGUUACCUUUCUUUGUAAAUUUUUAGCACUUUACUUUUUUUUCCUCAAUAUAAUUCAGUAACCAUUGUUUUGAGGUGGUGAAUGAACAGUAGAGUAAAUAGGCUGGUUUAUAGGUAACGUAGACUGUGAUCAGGCAGCAUCGUGUGAUGCAGCAUUGGGACACCUUUUUGCCCUCUCACUUUUCAUUUAAACACAUCUUAGUUUUUCUUUUGGCUUAUCAGACUUAUUUUUCCUCUUCUUUUGAUUUGCAGUUUUGUUUUCCUCUUUAAUCCAUGUAAAUAACUUUGCUUUUGAAAUGCAUGUCAGUGUUUGCAUGAAUUUUAAUGUUAAAGACAGCCCUUUUUAAAAAGGAGUGAUUCAUUUGUUCUGCAUUACACGCAAAUUAUCAGUAGAAACCAGCACCUGCUGUGUAUUGGUGUUUGCGUGUUCUAGUAAAGGCAAAUAGAGGGAAUCUGCAUAGACGUAAGUUACUCAAAUGAUCUAAUGAAUUUAUGUAAAAAUUUUAGCAUGUCCUAUAAAAAAAAGGCACCUUGUAAAGACAUAAAUCUAACAAACUAGUCCUCUGGUUAUUAGCGGUCCACCUCUAAUAAACGACCACUUCGCUCGCAGGUUGAAACCUGAAGUGGGUGAAGUAUGACAAACUAUUCAAGAAAAGCGCGUUUGAUGGAUUCCGUUGCACUGUUUGAUGCAGGUUUUCACAUGUUGAUCACUCACAACCAUCAGCUCAUUCUUGUUAUUUUAACACAUCAAACCUCCGCUCAGUCAUGGCUUCAUGAAAAGGAUUUUUCUUCACAAAUGUCCGUCUGUCCUUUUAUUCUUCGUUCACAGUGAUCUUCACAACCCAACAAGUAACCAUAACUAAGCCGUGGUUUGCUUUCCUCAUCCCUGUUUGCAUUAGGUCACCGUAAUUUUGAAGAGCUGUGUUUAAAAAUGUUAAAAUCUUGACACUUCUUAUUAUGGAUCUAAUCUAUUGCAUGGCAGGAAACGGGAUAGAGAAUUUAUGCUGAAGAAUAGAGUCUGUUAUAUGAUGUUGUGCUUUAAGGUGGAGAGAUGUUUUUAUAUAACUUGCAGUUAUUAUAGGAGCCAAAAGACAGCUCAGAUGAGUCGAUGCUGACUACUAUGACAAAUUGCAGAUAUAAAGUUUACCUGUAUUUCUUAUGUGAGAGUCUAUAAUUAAAAAUGGCCUGAUAUUCUC
Molecule: messenger RNA, 5000 nt
Organism: Oreochromis niloticus (Nile tilapia)
Lineage: Eukaryota; Metazoa; Chordata; Actinopteri; Cichliformes; Cichlidae
Product: mothers against decapentaplegic homolog 4
Exons: 10
Coding region: 445-1977 (510 amino acids)
Biological process (GO): SMAD protein signal transduction; cell differentiation; transforming growth factor beta receptor signaling pathway
Cellular component (GO): heteromeric SMAD protein complex
Molecular function (GO): RNA polymerase II cis-regulatory region sequence-specific DNA binding; DNA-binding transcription factor activity, RNA polymerase II-specific; I-SMAD binding
Source: RefSeq, a predicted model, not a curated record